Cyprinodon variegatus (sheepshead minnow) is the source of this 4098-nucleotide messenger RNA. RefSeq names its product dual specificity testis-specific protein kinase 2-like (gene tesk2). Bases 276 to 2138 code for a protein of 620 amino acids. Gene Ontology annotation, biological process: protein phosphorylation; actin cytoskeleton organization. Gene Ontology annotation, molecular function: ATP binding; protein serine/threonine kinase activity. Lineage: Eukaryota; Metazoa; Chordata; Actinopteri; Cyprinodontiformes; Cyprinodontidae. The record is from RefSeq and is a predicted model, not a curated record. The transcript has 12 exons. Gene Ontology annotation, cellular component: cytoplasm; nucleus.
UCAAGGAUAGUCGGGUAUGUGAAGAUCAUUCUGGACAACUGAUGCAAAAAACCGUGAGGAAUUGGACUGGUUAGUAACCCUUUAGGGCAUGAGAAACAGGAGCUUCACCGUGAAAAAAGAAGCUGAAAUCUAUGUGUGUGAUAUAUUUCCUACCACAACACAAACUGAGCACACGCAUCGCUGCUGAAACCCUCGGCACUGUUUAGACUAUCCAUUCCUCUUGUCAUGAGGGUACGUUAUAGAAAAAGGCCCAUAUCACCUUCUUUCACAUCGCCAUGGACCGGAACAAACGCAACUCCAUUGCUGGGAUCCCAACAUGGCCGGAACGCCUCCAGGAGGACAGGGACGGGCCUGGAGGCGAAGGGAACAGUGAAAUGGGCCCGCCUUCACAGAUGGGCAGGGUGUGUCCGUCCUCCUACAGAGCCCUCAUCAGUGCCUUCUCGUGUCUGACACGCCUUGAUGACUUCACCUGCGAGUGGAUCGGCUCAGGGUUUUUCUCUGAAGUCUUCAAGGUACGUCACAAAGCUUCGGACCAAGUUAUGGCUCUGAAGAUGAACAAACUCAGCAGCAACAGGGCAAACAUGCUGAGAGAGGUCCAGCUAAUGAAUCGACUCUGCCAUCCAAACAUACUCAGGUUUAAGGGAGUAUGUGUCCAUGAGGGCCAGCUUCAUGCUUUGACUGAGUACAUUAAUGGAGGAAACCUGGAGCAGCUUCUAGACAGCAACAAGCACCUGAGCUGGCCGGCGAGGGUGAAGCUAGCCUGUGAUAUCGCCAGCGGUGUGGCGUAUUUGCACUCUAAAGGCAUAUUCCAUCGGGACCUCACCUCCAAGAACUGCUUAAUCAAGUGUGAGGACAACGGCUACACGGCAGUGGUGGGAGAUUUCGGCCUGGCAGAGAAGAUCCCCAACAAACUUGCUGAAGGAGAGAAGCUUUCAGUGGUUGGAUCUCCUUUCUGGAUGGCUCCUGAGGUGUUGAGAGAUGAACCUUAUAAUGAGAAGGCUGAUGUUUUCUCCUAUGGAAUAAUCCUUUGUGAAAUCAUUGCAAGGGUCCAGGCUGACCCCGACUUCCUUCCUCGCACGGAGAACUUCGGCCUGGACUAUCACACGUUCCAGCACAUGGUUGGAGACUGUCCGCCUGACUUCCUCCAGCUGGCCUUCAACUGCUGUAACAUGGAUCCUAAACUCCGUCCGUCGUUUCCGGAUAACGUCCGACAGCUGGAGGAAAUUCUGGCACGUCUCAAAGUCGUAGAGAUGGAAAACGAGUCCAGCAGCGGGGAGAACGAAAAGAAAGCCUUGCCCAAAGCGGAGAAAAUUCAAGGCUUCAAACGACUGAAUCCUCUUGGCUGCCAAAACGAUAAAAUCCCGCCCAAAUCGCCUCGGCCCAGACGGAACAUCUGGCUCAGCCGCAGUCAGUCGGACAUCUUCUCCUGCAAGCCAGGGAGAAACAUCAACGUCCAGGACCCUUAUUAUGACCCGCCCACCUCUCAGAGGAGCCCCCGCACCCGUAAGAUCAACCCCUUCACCGCCAGAGAGGACCUUUGCGGGGGGAAGAUCAAGUUUUUCGACGUGCCCAGCAAGUCCGUCUUCUCGCUGGUUUUUGACCUGCACUCUCCUCCGGGAAGCGUGUUCAGUAACCAGGCCUACGGACCCCCAGGAUCCCAGCAGGAGACGUCCUUUUACUGGCAGCAGCUGCCUGGGAGGCAGUGCCACUCCCUGCCGGUGUCCCCCCAGCUGCCUCGCUCUGACAUGUCCUACCUGGUCGACCCCAUUGGCUCCAACAUCACUGGUUCUGCUGCUUGUUCGUCUGCUCUGCUCUCCAACACGCUUCCAGCAACCAAUUCCAAGACCGACACGGCGCCGAUACUAAACGACAUCCGACAGAAAGCGGCGCUGAGCUAUUGGGCCAGAAAGUUCGUGGUGGUGGAGAUCCCGCCUUUCUGCAGGCAGAGGGGAGGGGCCAACGAGGGAGGAGGCGGGGACGCGGAGGCGAGGACGGAGGACACUAGCGGGGAGAGCUGGUCUCCGAUGCUCACGGGCAGCGAAACGGACAGCGGAGAGGCGAUGGACUGCUCCGGUGGGCGAGAGGUGGAGGAGGAGAGGAGGGAAAGGGGGAUGGAGAGCUGCGUUGGCUCACCGUGAACGAGACUGAAGGACUCUGAACUGCUUCCUCCGGGGGGGGGGGAUAAGACUGGAAAGAUUUAUUAAUAAAAGCACUCACUCUAAUCUGUCAAGUGAAUGUAUCAGAUUUGGAAUGAAUAAACCACUUGAUGUGACGAAUAACUGUCUUUCAAAGCGAUCACCCGGUUAGCACAGCAGGCUUCACACUUUCUGUAAAGAUUAUACUCUGAAGCAAAGUUGUUGAUAUUUAAUAUUUUGAGAUGUAGAUAUUUUUUUUCCCUCAAAGACCGUCCUGUAUUUUUUUUUUUUCUCCUCGGUUUUUCCUGUGGGAUAUUGAUGAUCCCUUUGUGUAGCCUGUGUGGAUUUAAAAAUGUGUUUUGAUAUUUUUCAGUGUUUGCUCUAAGACAAAUGCUUCUGCUACAUUAAAGAAACAAACCCCCCAUUUUUCUGGUGAAAAAGGUCUGACACUGAUAUGGAAAUGAAAAGAGGAAUUUCUUAUUUCUUAUUCUUUAUUUCAGCUGAAUUUUUCCCCAGUGGGUUAAGGACCUGAAACCUGUUUUAUUAGAUUCAUUACUUCUCCCUAAUAAGCAGCUUCAUUCCAUCUAGGGUUAAAGUACCACACUGCAAUAUUUAAAGAAAUCAUUAUAUAUUUAAGCCUUUAAAGCCUGAACCUUGAAAUAAUUGAAAGAACAUUCAAAUUUUUCAAAUUUAGAAUGUCAUUGAACUUUCUAAAAAAUGUAUAAGUAAAAUUAGAUCAUUUAUUUGCAUCAAAUUUGAUACAUUAAUCAGUUCUGUAUAAUCUUUUUUACAUUUUCUGUUCACUACAUGUGAAUCUUACGGAGCCCCUAAAGGGACAUGGAGGGAAAAAAUAAACUUUUGUGAGAUCUCGCAAAAAAUAAACUUUAGCGAGAUUCCGCAAUACUUUUGCGAGAUCUCGCAAAAGUUCUUUUUUUCCCCUCCAUGUCCCUUUAGGGGCUCCGUAGAAUCUGAAUAGUCACUUAACAACUAAAACAUCAAACUGAUGAUGCAGAAAUCUUAAAAAAUUGUGUCAAAUAUGAUACACUGGGCUUUAAAGGGUUAAGUGAAUAUUUAUAUACAUUUAAAAAUACAUUUUGGUUUUGAAGAUACAUGAUUUAUAUCAUAUUUUGAUAGGUUCAAUACCAAAAUGUCGUUUUUUAAGAUAAAAGCAUAUAUGAAUAUUUUAAAUGUAAAAUGAAUUCAUGGUUCUUUACUGAGGAAAAUUCAGAUACAUUUUUUAGCCUGUCUGUCACAGUAAGUGGGCGGGGCUUAUAUUUUUAUAGACUGGAUGAUUUGUCUACGGUUUAGUUAACCAAUCCCAUAUUUGCUUUUAUUUCUCAGUGGGCAAAUUUAAAUUCAGCUUUUUUGUUUUGUUCUUUUUUUAAAUCUAAAAUAAUAAUAAAAACCCUGAGAUAUAUUAAUCUCUUCAUAAUACAGUUAAAUUAUUUAAAUAAAUGUGAUUUUAUUGGUGGAUUUUUUUGUUUUUUUGUAUAUAUCACUGUCAUUAUCAAUAAAUUAUUAGAUUAUUUAUCUAUGGGAUUGUGUCGCUUCGACCCUCCAUAGAUGAAUUCUAAAUCCUAUUUUUAUUUUUUUUGUGUGUGUGUGUCAGAGCAACCUUUACGCCCUAAAAAAGCCUCUAUUUGUAGUUGAAACCUUAAUACUAUUUUUAUAACAUUUACUUGCAUUAAAACAGAAACUAUAUGGUUAAACUUCAGAAGGGUUAAGUAAAAAUCUUAACUAAAAUGAUGCUGAGAAAUAUAUGGUAUGUAAUUAAAAUAUUAGCAUCAGCUGCCUUGUUAAUGUUAUAUAAAUUUCAGAUUAUAUAUUUUUUUUACCCUUUAAAGUGUCAACUCUUUUCCUUGAAACAGUGUUUUAGAGCAUCCUCACUUUAAUUGAUUCAUACCCAGGAUGCAUUGCUCAAAUGUUUUCAUCCUGAGUUUCUGGGCAGAGAAAAUUGGUUCAA